AUGUCCCACCUUACCGGUGAGACUAGUAUAUUACCUGGACGACAUCCUCAUUCAGUCAUCAUCCAGGGAACAGGCGGUCUGCGAUCUCCGUACCACCAUGAACAGUCUCCAAGCCCAUGGGUUUUCAAUGAACCUGGAGAAAAGCCACUUGGUUUCAACCACCAGGCUCCUUCACCUAGGCAUGGAAAUAGACAUCCUAACUUGCAGGAUCUUCCUGUCACAGGGCAGGUCAGACAGCCUAAGGGCCCUAGUUCUCAAGGUACAGGGGACAAGGCAAGUUCCAGUACUUCGUCUGUCCCAGUUAUUAGGCAAGAUGAUUUCCUGCAUAUCAGUGGUUCCCUGGGACAGGCUCCAUGCAAGGGAACUCCAGUGUCUCCUGUUGCCACUACAGAGGGCCAACAAAAGCAGUUCCUCGAGAUCGAUCAGGGUUUCCCUGAGGAUGAGGCGCUCCCUCCAGUGGUGGCUAUUUCCUGCCAUGAAGAAGGGCCACCUGUUCAAGGAACCAGAACGACUACACCAGUCCAUUUGGCUGGGACACUCACCUCAGCCAGCAGGCAUAAGCAGCAACCUGAUGGUGCCCUGCUAAUCAGUCAUCUGGCAGCAGAAGAUGCUGGCUUCUUUACCUGCAUUGCUUCUAAUGGCCGGGACCAAGAUCAGAAAAAUGUUCAAAUUAGACUUAGAGGAGACUUGAGAAUUAUUGACCUGCUGCCCAGGCUUUCCGUGUCUGAAGGGGAGAACGCUCAUCUUCAUUGUGAUGUGAUGGGAAACAAUGUAAACAUAAGAUGGUCAAGAAAUGGGGUUCCAGUAAGAUCAGAUGGUCAUCGUAUCCGUGUGUCUCAAGAUGGAAGCUUGUUUCUAAACAAUGUUCAGCUUGGUGAUGAGGGCUCCUAUACGUGCAAUGCCUACAGUGGCAAUCAUUCAGUCAGUGCCAGUACAGAUGUUAAAGUCAUCAAAAAGCGGCCAGAAGUGCCAGCAUCCCACCCUGUGGACGCAAGCAGGGAAUGUGUUGAUCAGCCACACCUUGCUAACUGUGAUCUGAUUCUACAGGCUCAGCUCUGCAACAAUGAGUAUUAUUCCAGCUUCUGCUGUGCCAGCUGUUCUCGCCGCUAUGGCUGAGUCACAGGCUUGCUACCCCUCUUGCAAUCCUGCUCAGGAAGAAAAGCACUCAUCUCCAAUCUCUUUAUCAAGCAUACACACGGGUAGUCAAUACAGCUAAUGUGAGAACAGAGAGAACAGUUGGCAGAAGUGGUAUCUCCACCUUCCUAAGCUGUAUUUUGUUUUGCAAGAGAAACACCAAAUCCUCUAACAGCUGGCUGACCUUUUCAUUUAAGGAAACGGAGAGUUGUUCCACUAGCAAAGCUUAACAAUACAGACAAGAAUCAAAAGUAAGUGGGAAAGUUGCUUCAAGAUAAAUCAAGGCUAGCAGACACAUUUUAAAUCAAACAUAAAAGCUAAAUUAGUGCCAGAACCCACCAAGAAAAUCUGCUGACCACAUUUUUUUGUGGAAAUUUAGCAUACUGACCUAGAAACUUGUUUCCUGCAGUUAUUUUAAAUGUCCCUGCAGUUCAAAUUUAAACAGUUAUAAGCAGACAAUGGUUGUUUUUUCAGCAGAUACAGAAAACAUUGCUGAGUUAACUACCAGCAGCACAUAUCACUUAAUAUUUGUUGGAAAUGCAUAGAACUCGGAAGCAUCUGAAGAGGAAAAUGCAUGGCAAUGUGCAGGGUUUUGUAUUCAAAUAUUCUUAAAACAGCAAGGCUGUAUUUCUUGAAAUAAGUUCAUUAAACAGUGAUCCUCUCUUACAAUUAAAUAUGUAUUCAAUUGCAUUAAGGCCUUUGAAAAAGGAAACAAAGUCUGUUGUAUCACUUCUGCAUAAACAAAUACCAGAGGGCUGUGCAAUUUGAGAAGUGGUGUUUGUUUCUAGAAUCUCACGACCGCAAUCCCCAAAGAGAUACCACUGCAUUAAUGAGUCAUAGACAAGUACUGAAUUUGCACUCGUGUAUGUUCCAAAGCACUACGCAGCCUGCCCCACUAGUGUACACAGCAUCACGACAGAAUUAAUUGGUGAUGUCUCAGAAUUGCGGAAGGGUAUGCUUUACUGCUUUCAUUAUCCCAUCCCAUGUGCUAGAUUACCUAAUACAAGGAUGACCAUUGGCACUGUAGAAGUUCAAACUGCAGUAUCUAUGCAUUCUCAAUGGCCGACUAUAAACACAUUCUACAGAGCAAGACUAGAGACAUCCCAAACCUCUUUGUGUUAACUAAUUAUUCACAACCUUUAAGUGUCUCAAUGUCUGUGAAUACUGUAAGGUAUUAUAAUUUCCUUUAAGUGUAAAAGACAGGAAAAACCAACACUGCUGGCACAUCUGCAGUUUUUUCCUCACAUGAUUCCUGCUAUAGCUUUUGAUCCACUAUUAUGGACUCAAUUAACCUUCCCAGAUUUUAGGUAGCUCAAGAUCUCAUUUCUUUUAGAAACAAAGUACAUCUGUAAUACAAUCCCACUUUUGUAGUUUGCUUGCUGGAAAAACAAAUAUGAGAAUCUGCCAUAUCUAUGAGGUUUAUACUAAGAUACACCAAUCAGAAUACAUGAAUGUUCUGAUAUCUGAGGGCAAAUAUGAUUUUAUAAUUGGGCUACUCCAUUACACGUUUCAGAUACUGUACCUGAAUAGCUAUAACCAGAUAAUGAAAAACAAAUCCCCCCAAGCAAAUCUAUUUUUUAAUUAUCUGACUGUACAAUGGGACUAUCUUCACUGAAAAUGAGAAACAUACUGUAUCAAUUGCGCCUGUAAAAAAUGAACAAACCAGUAUUUACAGCGUAUUAUGCAGAAUGUUUAGUAAUGGGAACAAGGAAAUCUUCUGCAUAUUACCUGCUGCUGAGAACUGUGGAGUACCAUAUAAACUAGGUAACAAGUUUUUCAGCUUCUUCAAUAAAGAUGCAAAUUAAUUCAGUGUUAAUAUAAUUUAACUGUAGCAUACAAACUGAGAGAACAAAACACAUUUGUAUUUUCUUACAUUCAGAAUUGAUUUUUUCAUGGAAGGUACAUCUUAUAAAAAAACAGAGAAAAAGCACAUGGUAUUCCCCCAACCAUAAAUAAUUUCCCCAACUGUCAUUUAUAAUCAUAAGGAUAAGUUUUCGUGAAGGAGUGCAUUCAUCAAAAACAUUAACCCACUGACUCUAUCUCCCCUUUAAUGGAUUGAAAAGGUAACCUUGCAACCGGCAACCAACUUAAAAUCAAGGAGAGAAGCAACCUAGAACUAAGGAGAAAUUUCCUGAGGGAACAAUUGAUCAGUGGAACAA
Messenger RNA from Thamnophis sirtalis, 3293 nucleotides. Lineage: Eukaryota; Metazoa; Chordata; Lepidosauria; Squamata; Natricidae. The record is from RefSeq and is a predicted model, not a curated record.